This is a messenger RNA of Lentinula edodes (shiitake mushroom), 1782 nucleotides long. RefSeq lists its product as uncharacterized. Gene Ontology annotation, cellular component: plasma membrane. NCBI's taxonomy places the organism in Eukaryota, Fungi, Basidiomycota, Agaricomycetes, Agaricales, Omphalotaceae. Bases 120 to 1508 code for a protein of 462 amino acids. The transcript has 4 exons. The record is from RefSeq and is a predicted model, not a curated record. Gene Ontology annotation, biological process: cell surface receptor signaling pathway; adenylate cyclase-activating G protein-coupled receptor signaling pathway. Gene Ontology annotation, molecular function: G protein-coupled receptor activity.
AACUUCCGUGCCUGUGUUAUUUUUUCUUUCUCUCUUCUCCCCCCUCACUCGCGCUGGUCGCUGGCCUGACUGUGUCAAGGCCCUCGAUACCUCCUGGAGAGGUUUUCAUUAUUUCUAUCAUGUCUGCGUUCGUUAAUCUGGAAGAGUACAUGUACGACUCUCAAGAUCGGAUUGGCGUUAUCUGUAUCUCCAUCUCAGGCCUCAUCUCCCUCAUCUCCAUCCUCUCCUUAUUCGUAUUCCGACCACUGAAAUCCACAACAUACGCACGCACUCAUCUGUUCGGGUAUCUCACAUCGCUCUUGGUGGGGAAUGCCAUGAUUGCGGCUGCGACGGUAAUGUCGUUUGAUUGGAUAGCGCACGGAGGGGUGCAGGUGGGGGGUGUGUGUACUGCCCAAGGUGCAUUGAAACAAGCAGGACACCUCGCUACUGCAUUAUGGUCUUUUAUCAUCGCCCUGCACCUGUUUAAUAUCCUCUUCCUCCGUUCCCCUGCGAGUAUGAGGUGGUUUUGGGUUGCGACGGUUCUUGGGUGGGGGGUUGUGGCGGGGAUUGUGGUGAUUGGGCCGAUGGUUAUAGAGGUGAGGGAGGGAAGGGGGAGGUAUUUUGGUAUCAUGGGUACUGGGAAUCGGGCGCAGUGUUGGAUUACGGAUGGGUAUAGGGAUGAACAGGUUUUUUUGGAGUAUUUUUUGGAAUUACUCUCUGCCGCUCUUUCAUGUAUUCUAUUCACCUUUGUCCUCCUCCGCGUUAGGGGAAACCUUAUCCUCGUCAACGUCCCCGACGACCAUACCCACAGCAGCUCCGCCAAAUCCCUCGACGACGACCACAAAGUCCCCGACCCCGACAACGACAACGACAACGACAACGACAGCGACACCACAAAAUCCAUCAAGUCCACAAGCAAAUGGCGAUUCCAACACGUCCCCAGCUCCGACAGCUGGCAACUCGUCUUCAGCCGCGACUUAAUCGACACAGCCAUGCUGCGUUUCGCCGGCCGCAUGGUCUGGUUCCCUAUUUCCUACACCCUCCUCCUUCUCCCAUCGGGGAUCGCCGGUCUCAGCGCCGCAAGAGGCCAUCCAGUGUCGCCUGGCGCAGAGGUGUUUGUGGGGGUCACGUAUAAUUUAAUCGGUCUAACGACGGUUCUCCUCCUCCAUACCACGCGGCAUUUGUACCCCUCGUCCGCGGAUCUGAGCAACAUCCCGGGGUUCGAGACGAAGAGGAGUAAUCAUGCGUUUGUGCGGUUGAUGGAGACUGGGGGCGUGACGCCGUUUGAUUUGUGUAGCGUGCGUGGGGGUGGGGGUGGGCGACGCGGAAGUGGGGUAAGUUGUGGGAGUGAGUUCAGUGGAGGAGGGGAAGGCGACCCCACUCAGUGGUCGGAUAUUACUAGUUCUUUGACGAGGCAACAGAGUUCUUCCAGCACCUCCACUACCUCAACCACCUCGAGUACCGCCUCGUGGUCUUCACAGACCCCGCUGAUUCCGAGACCGGAGGAGACGUAUCGGGUGCGUCGGUGACCUUGGGGGAUUUAGGUAGUUCUGGUUUUUAGGCAGUGUUGUGUAGUGUGGAUGGGAUAGAGGGAGUGGAGAUGGGAGUAGAGGGAGUGGAGAUGGGAGUAGAGGGAGUGAAGGGGGGAGAGGACGGGGAAGGGGGGUUGAAUGUAUUUAUUUCAGUUCAUGUUGUUACUUUCAAUCGAGGAGUGUUUUUAUCAUUAUUAGCAGUGUUGGUGGGUUCACAGGAAAGACAUGAACCUUGGUUACAACACCGGUUACAACACUAGAAAACUAGAAA